AUGUUGAAACAAUUAUUUAGAACGUAUAUCACAAGACCAAAACUGGUCGCACCAUCCACCAUAUCGCCCUCAAUAAGCCCUGAUUUGCUAAAAUCAACCUCUAAUUCCAUAGCGUCCAAACAGAACAAUGUGUCCCAAAGAUUAUCCAACAAAUGGUUGCCCCACAGGACAGGUGUCAUUGGUAAAAAAUUAGGCAUGUCUCCCUUCUUCGACCUUGAGACAGGCCACAGGAUAGCAUGCACCGUUGUAGAAUUGAAUAACGUGGAAGUCCUUUUGCAUAGAACCCCCGAGGUUAAUGGGUAUUGGGCUUUACAAGUCGGGUAUGGUAACUUAGAUAACCCGUUGAGAGAGACGCGACAAAUGCUGGGACAUUUCGCUAAAAUCGGUGUCAAUCCAAAGGAAAAAGUCUGUGAGUUCCAGUUCGCUGACUCAAAUGGACUACUGCCUGUGGGGACUCUUUUGAAACCCUCCUUUUUCAAAUUAAACCAAUUUGUGGAUUGUCAAUCUGUCUCCAAGGGUAAAGGUUUUGCUGGUGUUAUGAAACGUCACAAUUUUAAAGGCCAACCUGCAUCACACGGUAACUCUUUGACCCAUAGACAUGGUGGAUCAUACGGUCAGCAUCAAGAUCCAGGUAGGAUCUUGCCUGGUAAGAAAAUGCCCGGUAGAAUGGGUGGUCACAAUGUCACUCUGCAGAACCUACAAGUUAUGAAAAUCGAUGACGUUAAUAGUGUAUUGUGGAUUAAAGGUGCUAUCCCUGGUCCAAAGGGUUCCUUUGUUAAAAUACAGGAUUCCUUUAAACGACCACCAACCUUAUAA
Molecule: messenger RNA, 816 nt
Organism: Arxiozyma heterogenica
Lineage: Eukaryota; Fungi; Ascomycota; Saccharomycetes; Saccharomycetales; Saccharomycetaceae
Gene: MRPL9
Product: mitochondrial 54S ribosomal protein uL3m MRPL9
Exons: 1
Coding region: 1-816 (271 amino acids)
Biological process (GO): translation
Cellular component (GO): mitochondrial large ribosomal subunit; ribosome
Molecular function (GO): structural constituent of ribosome
Source: RefSeq, a predicted model, not a curated record